AUGCCUCAGUAUUUCGCCAUUAUUGGUAAAAAGGACAAUCCUGUUUAUGAGAUAGAGUUCACCAACGCAGAAAAUCCACAGGGCUUCCCUCAGGACUUGAAAGAAUUAAAUCCAUUCAUACUACAUGCGUCACUAGAUAUUGUUGAAGACUUACAAUGGCAAAUCAAUCCAGCAUCACAGGUAGGUGGCAAUAGCGGAAAUGUAUCCAAUGGUGGCGGUGGUGGAUUCCUUCGAUCCAGGACCGUAAACAAUACCGAUAAUUGUUAUUUAGGUAAAGUUGAUCAUUUCUAUGGACUAGCCAUAACGGCUUAUAUCAGCUACGGUGGCAUGAAAUUCGUAAUGAUCCACGGAAACUCAGCCAACAACAGUGUAGUAAUUGACGAUAAUAACAUAAAGUCAUUUUAUCAAGAGGUGCACGAACUAUACGUAAAGACACUGAUGAACCCGUUUUAUAAAAUUACAGACCCUAUUACGAGCCCGGCAUUCGAUUCGAGGGUAAGGACAUUGGCGCGUAAACACCUUUCUAAAUAG
This is a messenger RNA of Saccharomyces mikatae IFO 1815, 531 nucleotides long. RefSeq names its product TRAPP subunit TRS20 (gene TRS20). The record is from RefSeq and is a predicted model, not a curated record. Gene Ontology annotation, biological process: endoplasmic reticulum to Golgi vesicle-mediated transport. The coding region runs from base 1 to 531 and encodes 176 amino acids. The transcript has a single exon. NCBI's taxonomy places the organism in Eukaryota, Fungi, Ascomycota, Saccharomycetes, Saccharomycetales, Saccharomycetaceae. Gene Ontology annotation, cellular component: TRAPP complex; nucleus; cytoplasm.